Molecule: messenger RNA, 3153 nt
Organism: Oncorhynchus masou masou (cherry salmon)
Lineage: Eukaryota; Metazoa; Chordata; Actinopteri; Salmoniformes; Salmonidae
Exons: 14
Coding region: 1-3153 (1050 amino acids)
Biological process (GO): zymogen activation
Cellular component (GO): plasma membrane
Molecular function (GO): serine-type endopeptidase activity
Source: RefSeq, a predicted model, not a curated record
AUGAAUAACCACCACGCUGCAUUUUGGUCCGCCUCUCCUUCAACUAAAGAAAACCGUUACAGAAUCACCCACCGCAACAGGGCCAAGCGGCGUGGUAACGGGCAACGGCAACAGCAACAGCCGCGCAAAGAGGAAUGGACAUGGGACGAUGUAUUGGACGGCAAGGUGCGUCUCCUUGAGCUGGCUUACAUGGCACCAGCCUCGCGCAUGGUGUCCCCGGGUCGCCUGCAUAGUCCAGUGCGGGCUAUUCCACCUCGCCGCACUGGCAGGGCGACCGGGAGCAUUCAACCGGGUAAGGUUGGGCAGGCUCGGUGCUCAAGAGUUCCAGUGCGCCUGAAAGCUGGUGAAGAGAUCAGGCUGGUCGAUGGCACUAGUCGCUGCUCGGGGACAGUAGAGAUUCUUUACAAGGGCCAGUGGGGACGAGUGUGUGACCAGAAGUGGGACGUAAAUGAUGCCAAUGUGGUGUGUGGCCAGCUGGGCUGUGGGAGAGCUGUGAGUGCCCAAGGUAGUGCCCACAUAGGUCAGGGUAGUGGUGGCAGGCCUACUUGGCUGGAUGAUGUUGGGUGUAAAGGCACUGAGAGCUCCCUCACAGAAUGCUCACAUGGAGGAUUGAAACACCAUGACUGUUUACAGGCUCAAGAUGCCAGAGUUGUCUGCUCAGUUCAACCUAAUAUCAGACUGGUCAAUGGGAGUGACCUCUGCUCUGGGAGGGUGGAGGUCUAUCAAACUGGUCACUGGCGGACCGUGUGUGACGACGUGUGGGACUUGAAUGAUGCUGCUGUGGUUUGCAGACAGCUUGGCUGUGGGAGAGCUGAUAGUGCACCUGAGAGGGCCUACUUUGGUCAGGGCAGUGGGCCCAUCUGGCAAGAUGAUGUUGGCUGCUCUGGCACGGAGUGCUCCAUCACACAGUGCUCACACACAAGAGAAGGAACACAUAACUGUAAUCAUGGUAACGACGCAGGUGUUAUUUGUUCAGGGGUUGUGUUGCAGAAGCCUUCACUCUCCACAGACCCGUCCUACUCUGCCUUCUUGCAUGGAGAGGAGGUCCAGCUCACCUGCACUCUUCCAUCCCGUAUCCACUGUAAUGCUGUGGAGUUCAUCUUCUAUCUGAAUGGAGACUCCGUCAUGACCGUGACCGUUGGAUCCCCACAGCCCAGGGCUACUUUAACAAAGUUUAAGAUGGACGCUUCACACCAGGGCAGUUACAGCUGUCUCUACAGAACCCACUCCAACGGCAAAGCCAUCAGCUCCCCUUACAGCAACGUUACUAAAGUGGUCCUGCUACAGCCCAACAUCUCUCUCAGUCCUCCAAAUGGAGGGACGUUUUGGGAACCUCAUGGGCCAGAGGUGACCAGGGGCCACAGCUUCUCCAUCACCUGCUCCAUUCAGCCACAGUAUCCCGGAGGCCUCUUCUAUCUGGACUUCUCUGGGUCCAACAGAACAGACACUACGCCAGCAGUCAACCACUCUGCCUGCUUCCACUUCCCUGUUGCAGAGUAUAAAGACCAGGGGAAAUAUAGCUGCAGCUAUGGAGUCAACAUCUCCACGCGGUCAUUCAGGUCGGCUAAUAGUGAACUAGCUGUCACCAUUAGAGCCUCUAUGGUCCCCAUCAUUGCCUCUGGAGGGACUGGUGGGCUAGCACUCCUGUUUCUGCUUCUGCUUGUCAUCUGUCUAGUCAACAGGAGGACCAGAAGGAGCAGCAAGCCAUCUACAGAGACUGACCAGAGAGAAUGUACUGACAACAGACACAGAGGGGAGGACAACGAAGAGGGAGAGGACUAUGUGACUUUUGAAAACGUCUGUUACGAGAGAGGUCUGGAGAGGGGGAAGAGGGAAAAGAAGAAUGAGGAGGAGAAAGGGCACAUCUAUGGGAAAUCAGAGGAUGUCUAUGACAACGUGGAGGGAAACACUCAAAGAAAGGGUGUUUGUGGGGGGUCUCAUGAAAAAAUGAACAGUGACGAAGAAGAUUACGUUAAUGUCUCCGCUCAGGACAAUGCUGUAACACAGGCAGGCGCGUCAGCUGGGUUCAGAGUGGAGCGAGUGAUCACUCUGAAGAUGGAGGUCCCAGGCUCCAUGCCUCCUCACAUCCAGGAGAUGGUGGAAAACUCAGAGGGUCUGGAGGGCCAGGGGACCGAUUCCAGCAGAGGAGGCAGCUGUGCAGCCUGUCCCGCAGCUCAGCCCGUAGCAGCCCCCUUGCACCCUCCCCUUAGACGGGGGUCCACUGCCACCCCUCAUGCAUGGACAGCCAGAAGAUACCUGAUAUUGGAGGACAUUACAAGGAUCAAGAUGGUGACAACUCUACUCUUUGUGGCAUUAGCUCAUCAAAUGGUGUUGUGUUCAUUGGCAGCUGGUGAAGAGAUCAGGCUGGUCGAUGGCACUAGUCGCUGCUCGGGGACAGUAGAGAUUCUUUACAAGGGCCAGUGGGGACGAGUGUGUGACCAGAAGUGGGACGUAAAUGAUGCCAAUGUGGUGUGUGGCCAGCUGGGCUGUGGGAGAGCUGUGAGUGCCCAAGGUAGUGCCCACAUAGGUCAGGGUAGUGGUGGCAGGCCUACUUGGCUGGAUGAUGUUGGGUGUAAAGGCACUGAGAGCUCCCUCACAGAAUGCUCACAUGGAGGUUUGAAACACCAUGACUGUUUACAGGCUCAAGAUGCCAGAGUUGUCUGCUCAGUUCAACCUAAUAUCAGACUGGUCAAUGGGAGUGACCUCUGCUCUGGGAGGGUGGAGGUCUAUCAAACUGGUCACUGGCGGACCGUGUGUGACGACGUGUGGGACUUGAAUGAUGCUGCUGUGGUUUGCAGACAGCUUGGCUGUGGGAGAGCUGAUAGUGCACCAGAGAGGGCCUACUUUGGUCAGGGCAGUGGGCCCAUCUGGCAGGAUGAUGUUGGCUGCUCUGGCACGGAGUGCUCCAUCACACAGUGCCCACACACAAGAGAAGGAACACAUAACUGUAAUCAUGGUAACGACGCAGGUGUUAUUUGUUCAGAAGCCUUCACUCAUCCACAGACCCCCUGUUUGUGGUUGAAUCUGUGUAUGAAGUUCACUGCUCAACUGAGGGACUCUGCCUUCUUGCAUGGAGAGGAGGUCCAGCUCACCUGCACUCUUCCAUCCCGUAUCCUCUGUAAUGCCAAAACAAAGGGGUUGGAUACUUAUUGA